Aspergillus luchuensis is the source of this 561-nucleotide messenger RNA. RefSeq names its product Hsp20/alpha crystallin family protein (gene HSP30). The record is from RefSeq and is a predicted model, not a curated record. Lineage: Eukaryota; Fungi; Ascomycota; Eurotiomycetes; Eurotiales; Aspergillaceae. The coding region runs from base 1 to 561 and encodes 186 amino acids. Gene Ontology annotation, biological process: response to hydrogen peroxide; protein complex oligomerization; protein folding. The transcript has a single exon.
AUGUCUCUCUUCCGAACCAUCCCUACUGCUGGCGACUUCGCUCCUCUCUUCCGCCUGCUGGACGACUAUGAUCUCCACCGCUCCGGCCAAGGCUCCUCGGUGACUUCUGCUCGCACCUUUGCGCCUCGCUUCGACGUCCGCGAGACCUCGGAUGGCUACCACCUCGAUGGUGAGCUGCCCGGCAUCGCCCAGAAGGACGUCGACAUUGAGUUCUCCGACCCUCAGACUCUCGUGAUCAAGGGUCGCACCGAGCGCGAAUACCACUCCUCGGACAAUGACGAGGCCCAGAACACCCCUGCCCCGGAGAACGCCAACAACAAUAACCAGGGCGAGGGCAGCGCUGUGGUCCCCUCGGGCGAUAAGCAAGUCUCCAAGAACAAGUCUAAGGCCAAGCACCACUACUGGGUCAGCGAGCGCUCCGUUGGCGAGUUCCACCGCACCUUCUCCUUCCCUACUCGCGUCGACCAGGAUGCUGUCAAGGCUUCCUUGAAGAAUGGCAUCCUGUCCAUCUUCGUGCCUAAGGCGGCUGCUCCUUCUUCGAAGAAGAUUACCAUCGAGUAA